Molecule: messenger RNA, 849 nt
Organism: Plasmodium berghei ANKA
Lineage: Eukaryota; Apicomplexa; Aconoidasida; Haemosporida; Plasmodiidae
Product: BIR protein
Exons: 3
Coding region: 1-849 (282 amino acids)
Source: RefSeq, a predicted model, not a curated record
AUGUCUUUUAAACUGUGUGAUAUAAUUAAAGCGAUUGAUAAUUUUUCUAAUAAUCCGGAAAUCCAAGGAGGACGUAAUUCUAUUGGUUAUUCUAAGUAUUAUUGCCCUGAUAAUAACUGUGAUACUGAUGUCAAAAAAGUUAUUUCUACUUUUAUAACAUUAGUAACUUUAUUGAAUGGUGCUGAUAAUUAUGAAAAUUUAGAGAUUGAUAAAAUGGUUGAAUAUGCUAUUUUAUGGUUAAGUUAUAAACUAAAUCAAAAAAUACAAAAUGGAACCACUAAAUUACACGAUUUUUAUACUGAACAUAUAAAAACAAAUAGUAAAUAUGAGGAAAAAAUACCUACUAAUAGUGGUUAUAAGAUUAAUCAGAGUGUUAUAGAAAAUAAAAUAAAAUCGAUGAAUAUGAAUAUUAAAGAUAUAUCUAAUUUUUAUGAUCCAUUUAAAUCAUUAUGUAACAUGUAUAUUGAAGUUGAUGCAAGCAACCGAUGCAUGACAUGUUUAAAAAAUGCUGGAGCAUUUUUUGAAAAAUGUGAAAAACUUAAAAAUACUUUGGAUAUUACUAAAGGAAGUUCUUAUUCACAACUAUGGUAUAGUUUAUCAAAUGAUUAUGAUAAAUUUAAAGAUAAAUAUAAUAGUGUUAAGUGUAGUGAUAUCCCAUCACUUGUAGCUUGUCCACCAAGUCCAGUAACAAAAAAUACACUAAUUUCAACUGCAAUUAUAUUUUUUGCAGCAUCAAUUUUAUUGGGAGUUUAUUAUAAGCAUUCGUUAUUUGGAUUUCGGAGAAAAGUUCAAAAAAAUUUAAGAAAAAAGCUAAAAUCAUUAAGAAGAAAAUGGAUAAUUAGUAUAUAA